AUGGCUCCUCCCAAGAAAGAUGCAUUUGCUGAUCUAUUUCAAUCAGCCACCACCACAAGUGGUACUCCUAAAGUGAAUACCUUGUCAAUGCAAGAAAGACAAAAGUUACAAUCAGGGAAUGGCAAUGGUAAUGGAUAUCAUUAUCAAAACAACACGUCAUCAUAUUCUAACCUAGAUAUAUUGUCAUCAUCCAAUUCAAGAAUUUCCUCUCCAGCCCCAUCAAUAAAUACGAAACCAAUCAUACCAACAUCAGCCACCACUUUGAAUCCUAGAACUAAUAUAUCUAACUUCAAUUCUCCUUCGUCAUUUGCAUCUUCUACUUCUUCCAUAGGUUCAAAUCAACCAAUUCAUCCUCCAAGUAUUGAUAAUGAUCCAUUUGAUAUCUUCUUUAAGAAUGAUAAUAAAAGCAAUGUUCAAUCACCAUCACAACCAACACAACAGAAGCCUGUGGCGAAUAAAGUUGUGAAUGACUUUAACAACAUCUCAUUGUUGGAUGAUGAUUUCACAGAUGCAUUUGAACCAGCCCCACCUCCAAAACAAGUCAAACCACCUACACCAGUCACCCCUCCUCAACCAAGAAGACCAAUUCCAGAAAGACCAACAUCAGCCACUGCUAAAAAGGAUGGUGUUAUUGCUGAAUUGAUCGAUAUUGGAUUUUCCAUUGAUGAUGCCAAUGAAGCCAUUCGAGAAAUGGGUCCUGAUUUACAAUUAUGUGUAAAUUAUAUCAUGAAUAAAAAUUCUAAACCUAACAGUCAAAGAAAUUCUCCUGCACCUGCUCCAAUUAAAACUAAUCAUCAAUUGCCUAGUAGACAACAAUAUGCUGAAGACUAUGCUGGGAUCAAUUUCAAUGGUAUUGGUCAAGAUUUAUUUAAUAAAGCAAAUAAACUUAAAAAAUCAGUCAUUCAUAAUAUUGGGAAACAAUUACAGAAUGGUAAUGGUGGAUCAAGCUCAGGAUCCGGUUCAAAUAUACCACAGUGGAUGAAAGAUCAAGAUAAAUAUAAAGCAGAUGCUAUUGAGAAGAAAUUUGAUGGUACUGAAGAUUAUGGAUCUGAUGCGGAUAAUAUUAAUCAAGAUGAUAUUGAUCAAUUCAUGAGAUUACAACGUGAAAAGGAUAAAGAGAGAAGAAGAACAAGAUUGGAAAAUGCCUAUAAUAAAGCAACUGGUUCUCCUAAAGAAAGUUCCCCUGCUCCACCUGAACCAAGGUUACCUCAAAGAAGACCACAACGUCAGCCACAAACCGCACCACAACAACCAAAACCAAUUAUACCUGAAGUACCAAGACGUUCUUCUCCAUUAAAGCGUCCUCAAGAUAUUCCUACCAGAAAUACUGACAGCGAAAGAACUCCAACUACUCCUAAAGUUCAGCCACCUGCUCCUAAAAUUCAAGUUCAACCUCCAAAAGAAGUUGAUUUAUUAGGAUUAUCAUCAUCUGCAGCAACUUCUUCUCCUAAUCCGUCAUUGAGAAGUGCUACUCCAUUAAAUCAAUUCCAAGCUGUUGAUUAUACCACUUCAAAAACCACUGCUACUGAAGCAUUCAAAUCAGGUGAUUAUGAUAAAGCAUUAGAAUUUUAUAGUAAAUGUAUCAAUAGCUUACCUGAAAAGCAUGAGAAUAGAGUGAUUAUCUAUUCUAACUUAGGUAAUGUUUAUAAAUUACUUGGAUCAUUGAAGAAAAGUUUAGAAAGUGUUGAAUCUGGAUUGAUUUUAAUUGAUAUUAAAGAAGUUAACUCUAAUCAAUUUGAAAUCGAUGGUAAACCUAUUAAAUAUUGGUUUAUGAAGUUAAUAUUGAUUAAAGCUGAGAUUCUUGAAUUAUUAGAGAAGUUUGAAUCAAGUUUAGAUAAUUAUAAGAUUUUAUUAUCCUUAAAUAUCCACGAUAAAAAGAUUAUUGAUGCUAAGAAUAGAUUAGAUAGAAUCGUCAAUCCCCAAGUCUCAAGACCAUCUUCAAGUAUCAGCAAUAGACCACCACCAUCUAAAUCUACACCAUCACCUCCUGUUCAAUCAAGACCUCCAUCAUCAUUGUCAUCAAGGCCUGUUAAGAAAAUCCAAGAUGAUGAAGUUGAUCCAUUAUUAAAAGAACAAAUUGAUAUUAAAAUUAAAUCAUGGUUACAAGGUAAGAACUUCCGUGAAGUUUUAAUCACUAUAGAUCAAAUCAUUCCUGAUAAAAUUAAAGUUAAAAAGGUUCAACAAAGUGAUAUAGUUUUAAAUAAUAAAGUUAAACUCAAUUAUUUAAAAAUCAUCUCAACUAUUCAUCCUGAUAAAACCCAAGUUCAAGCUAAAGAUGAUAUUAAAACUCAAUUGGUAUGUAAUGGUGUUUUCAUUGCAUUAAAUCAUAUGUGGGAAACUUUCAAGGUAGAAAAUAAUAUUUAA
Molecule: messenger RNA, 2364 nt
Organism: Scheffersomyces coipomensis
Lineage: Eukaryota; Fungi; Ascomycota; Pichiomycetes; Serinales; Debaryomycetaceae
Gene: FGR32
Product: Fgr32p
Exons: 1
Coding region: 1-2364 (787 amino acids)
Molecular function (GO): protein binding
Source: RefSeq, a predicted model, not a curated record